AUGUCUGCUCUUAUCAAAAGAUCUCCAGCAGCAGCAAUCAAAUCUGCCGUUCUGGCCCGUCAAUCGGUCCUUUCGGCCACUCGCAAAUACUCCCGAACUAUUACCCCCCCGCACUUUGCUCUAACCCAAUCAUCAUUUCAUUAUAAAUUCAACAACAAUAACAAUAAUAACAAUAAUCUUCAUCUUCUUUUUACUUCAAAUCGUAAAUAUUCUACAGAAUCUUCGCCAUCAACUUUAAGUGAACCAGACCCAGCACUUGAACGGAAACUUGUUAGAGACCCUGUUUCUCAAUAUGAUUUCCUCGUAGCCAACGGAAAGAUCCGUAACGACCCUCAUCAGCGGCUUAUGCUCUCAAAUCUUUCAUCACUCCAUGAAGAACUCCUAGCCUACACCCCACCCAAAAUUGAAGUCGACCCUCCAGCAUCUUCCUCCUCCUCAUCUUCAGGGUUUUCCUCAUUCUUUGGGAAACUCCUUGGAUCUUCCUCCAGUAACUCUGAAACUUCUCUCAAAAGCUUUCAGGGUCCCUCCACGUUGCCCAUUGGCUGCCAACCUAAUGGCAUUUACCUUUUUGGUGACGUUGGGUCUGGUAAAACAAUGCUCAUGGACAUGUUCUACACAACUGUCCCCCCACACUUGACUAAAAAACGAAUCCAUUUUCAUGCCUUUAUGCAAGAUGUCCAUAAAAGAUCCUUCAGACUUCACCAGCUCCAUGGCCAGGAUUACGAUACCGCCCCUACAAUUGCCCGUGAAAUCGCCAGCGAAGCUAACGUCUUAUGUUUUGACGAGUUCCAGGUUACAGAUGUCGCCGAUGCUAUGAUUUUAAGACGAAUUCUAGAAAACUUAUACUCGCCCCAGCUCGGUACAGUCAUCUUUAUGACCUCAAAUAGAGUCCCCGAUGAGCUCUACAAGGAUGGUAUCCAGCGUAAAUCUUUCAUUCCAACUAUCGAGCUUAUCAAACUCAAGUCUCACGUCAUGUACCUCGACUCCCCUACUGAUUACCGUAAAAUCGAGCGCCCAUCCCAGGGUACUUAUUUCUCUCCACCCCAUGGAAAGACUCUUGACGAUGUCCGCGAAGAAGCCACUGCACAUGCAGACCGCUGGUUUCAUUACUUUGCCCACGGCAAACCUGCAGAAUAUAAUGUUGCGCUCCACAUUUGGGGUCGCCCGGUAAACAUCCCCAAAUGCGUUGUUGGUGCUGUUGCUCAGUUUUCGUUUAAAGAACUGUGUGAGACUCCCAUGAGUGCUGCAGAUUAUCUCGAAAUUACACGUAACUUUGAUUCCAUUGUUAUUACAGAUAUCCCUCUUCUUUCUGUUCGCGAACGUGACGUGACCAGAAGAUUUAUCACCUUUUUGGAUGCCGCGUAUGAGUCCCAUACCAAAAUGGCAGUCACCUCGGCAAGACCCUUUGAGCACAUUUUCAUUGAUGAAAUCCCCACCUAUGGCCAAAAAUCACGUAUCGUGCUUGAGGCUGAGGAAAAGGCUCGUAAAGAGGCAAAGGAGGUCCGUAAAGAGGCUCUCGAAGAUGAUGAAAACGACGACAUUUUGUCAAAAGAAAACAUGUUUUCCGGAGAAGAAGAACGCUUUGCCUUUGCGCGUGCUCUAUCCCGUCUCAAGCAAAUGGCGUCCAAGGAAUGGCACGAGUACGUUGUUCCCAAGUAA
Magnusiomyces paraingens is the source of this 1659-nucleotide messenger RNA. RefSeq lists its product as uncharacterized. Lineage: Eukaryota; Fungi; Ascomycota; Dipodascomycetes; Dipodascales; Dipodascaceae. Gene Ontology annotation, molecular function: ATP binding; ATP hydrolysis activity. Bases 1 to 1659 code for a protein of 552 amino acids. The transcript has 3 exons. Gene Ontology annotation, cellular component: mitochondrion; cytoplasm. The record is from RefSeq and is a predicted model, not a curated record. Gene Ontology annotation, biological process: protein quality control for misfolded or incompletely synthesized proteins.